AUGCCGGGAGCAGAUCAAAUAACUUUAAAAUUUACCCGUCUUAGCGAGCACGCCUUUCCACCAGUCAAGGGUUCAGAAAAAGCAGCAGGAUUUGAUUUGAGGAGUGCUUAUGAAUACACAGUGCCUGCUCAUGGCAAAGGACUGAUAAAAACUGAUCUGCAGAUAGAAUUGCCAUCAGGGUGCUAUGGUCGUGUCGCUCCUCGUUCAGGACUUGCUGUUAAAAAUUUCAUUGAUGUUGGUGCUGGGGUAAUUGAUGAAGAUUAUCGUGGCAAUGUGGGUGUAGUUCUUUUUAACCAUUCUGAUCAAGAUUUCAUUGUGAGAAAAGGAGAUAGAAUUGCACAGUUAAUAUGUGAAAAAAUAUACUAUCCAGUUUUGGAAGAAGCUACUAGCUUGUCAGAAACCAAACGAUCUGAUGGGGGAUUUGGUUCUACUGGAACACAGUGA
Messenger RNA from Parnassius mnemosyne (clouded apollo), 444 nucleotides. Lineage: Eukaryota; Metazoa; Arthropoda; Insecta; Lepidoptera; Papilionidae. The record is from the annotation of a GenBank genome assembly.